AUGGGGAUCCACGUCAUCGCCCACGGGUUGGACUCCCCCAGCAAGAUCGACGACUACCCGGAAGACGCCGACGCCCUCCUGCUGACGUACCGGAUCAUCAAUAUUUCGACCCUGGCCUUCGACGCAGUGGUGGCGUGCUACGUGGCGGUGCAGCUGAGAGAGAGACUGCUGUCGGCGGCGAUGGCGGACGACAUGAAGAAGAAGUCGGUGGUGCAGAUGACGCUGCUGAUGGCUCUACUCACGGCGUCAGUGACGCUUCAGAUCAUCAUGGACGUGCCGGUGUUCGUCUCUGGACUCAGGGAGUCGUGGUCCUCGCUGAGCUUUGAGGGCUUCUGUGUCGUCAAGUACUUCGUCCCGGGCCUGCUGUUGAGUCUGGCGUUCCUGUACAUCAUGCGCCGUGUCGAGCAGCGCGAGCCCACGCGGAUGAUCGUGGUGCCGUCUCGGUCGCUAGUGGAGUUUGUGGAGUGCUCGUCGCCCGACUGUGUGUGGUGCGCGCACCACCGGCGCUAUCAUUUGAACCAGAACAAGUGGGAUGUGACGCUCAUGACGUCGUUCUCUCCGCGGACGGUGGACUCGAGCUUCCACUCGUCCACUCAAGCGAACCUUUCGCAGGGCUCCUGGUCGUCUGGUAGCACGCCCGAGCCGCACCACUACGUGGGCAGAGAUAGCCACCACCGACUUCACCCAGGACACCAGGCGCACCAGGCUCACCAAGCUCACCAUGGGCGUGGACACGUUUCCUUCCCCGUCCAGACCCACGGAGACUAUGAAGCUCCGAGAGAAACUCCAGAACGUCGAGGUGCGCGCUACAGCUGA
Messenger RNA from Phytophthora sojae, 816 nucleotides. RefSeq lists its product as hypothetical. The record is from RefSeq and is a predicted model, not a curated record. Bases 1 to 816 code for a protein of 271 amino acids. The transcript has a single exon. NCBI's taxonomy places the organism in Eukaryota, Oomycota, Peronosporomycetes, Peronosporales, Peronosporaceae.